AUGUAAUUAAACUAAUAAAAUCCAUAAAUCUACUAAUAAAUUUUAAAAUAAAUAAUCCGCUAAGAAUACCUUAAAUAUUAUAACGAUUGGUUAUGCACAGCAAACGAAAAAGAAGCAAGAGGAUUAUAACUUAUAGGCGCUAUUUUUAAGCAUAAAGGACAUAAAAAAUUUAGAGCAAAACCUCCUGUAGUUUAAUUACAAUAGUUACAUUAAUAACAAGAAUUUGAUUUCUAAAAAGCAGAAGAAAUGUAUAGAAAAACAUAAAUUUCAAGCACUUAUGGUUUUGAAUUCGGUUAUUUAUAAAAAAAUCUUAAACCUUAACAAAACGUUUUUAAAUACAAAAAAUGUUCUGAAUUAACUUUUGCUAAACCUUUAACAGAUCUUGCGAAGCUUUUUAUCGAUAAUUGGAUUGAGCUUAAAGACGAAUUAGAAUUUUAAGAGUUAGUAUUAGCUUGCUUGCGUUCACUUUAUUCAAGAUGUUAAGCAUAAGAAGUACCAAAGACUGAAACAUAAACUGGAUACGAAUGGAAAGUUGAUUAUAAUUUAUCUAAACCUAUAAGAAUUGACAAGGCUGGAAAUGAUUUAAAAGGAUACAAGACAAAUUAUAAUGCAAUUUUUAAACAAAGACUAAAACAAGAGUAAAUAAAUGAGAAACUAAAAGAAUUAGAAAAAACAGAUUUUGCAAAAUCAUUAAAGAUCUUUAAACAUUUUAAAAUAAAUUGA
Messenger RNA from Ichthyophthirius multifiliis, 723 nucleotides. RefSeq lists its product as hypothetical. The record is from RefSeq and is a predicted model, not a curated record. Lineage: Eukaryota; Ciliophora; Oligohymenophorea; Hymenostomatida. The transcript has 5 exons.